CCAGUGAAUGCAUUCAAGCCCGCCCCUAGGUUUUCUACCUAGUGAGUCAUAUAAAAAAUAGUCCCAAACGUAUUCUCCGGGGCAAGCUUAUUGGGUACAUGGCUGAAAGACGCCACCCUCAGAAACAAUAGCACGACGAAUGCACAACAUCGCCGCACUCCCAUUAAUUAUAUAUUGCAUUUUCAAGAACAACAAACAAACAGAUGAUAUACGGAAAGAAAACAAAAGCAUAAACGAAACAGCAAAAAGUCACAACAGGCUACACGCGACGGUCAUCUUCCUCCAGCUAUGCAGACCGCGGGACAGGAACCUGGCCUCUCAUCGAGAAAAGAUGCCGGAUAACACCACUUCUCAGUCAGAGCCUCCAAAAUGAUGGCCCGUCGCGAUCUGCAGCGUCAACAGCUUUUUUAUUCCCGCUUCGUUGAAUCCCCGCCGGUGCAAAGAACCUUACAACUA
Molecule: messenger RNA, 456 nt
Organism: Metschnikowia bicuspidata var. bicuspidata NRRL YB-4993
Lineage: Eukaryota; Fungi; Ascomycota; Pichiomycetes; Serinales; Metschnikowiaceae
Exons: 1
Coding region: 140-373 (77 amino acids)
Source: RefSeq, a predicted model, not a curated record